GCAGCAGACACAAGUGAAUAGUUGUGAAGUGAAUUCUACUGCUUUAAAACCCACUGCUCAAAUUAUGGAAAGUGCUCGUCUGAAUUCCAGACGUCAGCUUGGUCGCGGAAGACGCAGGGAGAUGUCGCACUUUUGGGAUGAGCGACAGGCCUACGAGGAGCUUCUGUACUGGGACAGCUUGAUCCAGCAGGGUCACCGCCUCUUACCAAAAGACUUCGCCAGAUAUGAUGAACUGCGGUAUUGGUAUGAUUGUCUUUGCUAUGAGGAUGAGCUGAGAAAAUACAAUGACUACGUUGCAAGGAUGGAGGAGUCACAUGAUAUACGUCCACCAAAGGAGCCUAAGCCGAUCCAGGUUAAGCAAGGGCCUUAUGAUCGGCGGGUGUUGUUCAAACACUCUGAAGUGUACCCCUCCACAGAAGAACUGGAAGCUGUGCAGACCAUAGUGUCAGACGUGGAAUGUGCCCUCAAGAAUGUGUCCGACCAGAUGGAUAGAACCGAUGUGAAAGUAAAAACAGAACCUGGAAGUAAAAGUCUGGAGAAGAAAGAACGUAUUCUUCGGGGGGUCAUGAGGGUCGGUUUGGUCGCCAAGGGUCUGCUGCUGAAAGGAGACAAGGACCUGGAGCUGGUGCUGCUGUGCUCCAACAAACCAACCACUCACUUGCUCACAGAAGUGGCUGAGAAGUUGACCACACAAUUAGAGUCUAUUUCAGCUGGGUCAUACGUUGUGAAAGAAAGUCAGAGCGACGGUGACAUCAUCGUGACGAGCACAAAGGAAUCCCCCCUUGUUCUGACCAUCCACCUCACGUCGCCUCUUGUCAGAGACUGUGCCGACGAAUCGCAAACUGCCGACGAUCCUCUGGAUGUUCUGGACAGGCAGAAAUGCCUAGCUGCCUUGGCGUCUCUCCGCCACGCCAAGUGGUUCCAGGCUAAAGUGAAUAAACUGACAUCUGCCAUCGUCGUGAUCCGGAUAUUAAGGGACAUGUGUGAAAGAAGCCCCUCUUGGGCUCCUGUUUCUGGAUGGCUGCUAGAGCUGCUCGUGGAAAGGGCCAUCAGUACGUCUGAUAGGCCGAUGGGAGUCGGCGAGUCGUUCCGCAGGGUGUUGGAGUGCAUUGCCUCUGGAAUCCUUUUACAAGGGGGGCCUGGUAUUAAAGAUCCUUGUGAGAAGGAACCUGUGGAUGCGUCCGAUGUUCUGACUCUUCAGCAGCGUGAAGAUGUCACCCAACAGGCUCAGAUUGCCUUGAGGCUGUGUGCUUUUGGCCAGGUGUACAAAGUGCUGGGACUGGACCCGAAGGUCGUUCGAGCUGGGAAGCCCUACUCACCUGGCGACCAGAUCCCACCUGCCGGAUUCUCCAGCACGCCUUCGAAAAGACGCUUCACAGAGGAGACUGCUGAUGAGGAGGACCAUCUCGAUGGCAAACAGAAGAAGUUUUUUAAGUUCCAGAAGCGUUUUCCAAGGAAAUCAUUAAGCGACGAUGUCAACUUGAACGCAGUGAUGCGUCUUAACCAAUACAGACCCGGACUGGAAUACCGCCUGAUAUCUCAGACAGGUCCGGUUCAUGAGCCGGUUUUCAAAAUGGCUGUGGACUUGAAUGGAAAAACGUACGAGGCCACCGGACCGUCCAAGCGUGCGUCCAAGCUCAAUGUGGCGAUAAAGGUUCUGCAGGAUCUGGGUCUUCCAACUGGUGUAGAAACCAAGACAGAGUCGGCAAAUGUUGCUAAAGAAGGACAGGAAUCUGCGAAACCUGCUGCUGCUGGAGCCUCAGAAGACGCUGGCCAGAAUCCCAUCCUGACCAAAAACGGAAAGAACCCUGUAAUGGAGCUGAACGAGAAGCGCCGCAGCCUGAAGUAUGAACUGUCUGCAGAGACGGGCGGCUCUCAUGAAAAGUGCUUUGUCAUGGAGGUUGAGGUGGAUGGACAGAAGUUUAAAGGGCGGGGCUCAAAUAAGAAGGAGGCAAAAGCCUACGCUGCACUGGCGGCUCUAGAAAAGCUCUUCCCAGACAACGGAAAUACAUCAGAAUCUAGCAAGAACAAGAAGAAGAUGACCUACACUGACAUGCACAUCCCGGGGUUUGGCACCAUCCGUGGGAUCCCUUCAGACUCAGGGUCCCGGGGCUGGGGUCAUGGACGGGGCUGGGGAUGGGGCAGAGGACGGCAGUAUUCGUCUUCAGGACCUUCAUACAACAAAACCAAUUACAGUUACGAGAGCAAGACUGGCUCUGGCUAUCACAAACUCUUCACCAACAAUGGAGCAGACAACAGCGGGCACACCGAAGGUUACGGCACUUACUACCCGGAGAGCAGCACCUCUGAAAAGUCCAAGGACAACACGACAGCAAGUUACCAGUCCGUCACUUCUUCUGCCGACCAGCAGAGUCCCUACAGCUAUGGCUAUGGCGAAGAGAAGAAGAAGCAGCUGACCCAAACUCAGAGUCAGGGAGGAGCCUACUCGUACAGCACGGCGUACCCUGCCUCUGUGACAGGGGCGCAGGGCUACAACGCCUACGGUUGGGGAAGUCAGUCGUCAUGGACCAAUCAGCAGGGUUACGCGUCAGUCCCGGGCGCCGCAGCUCAAAACCAGGGUUCUUUCUACGGAUGAAACCUUUCACUCUCCUGGUCCAGCUUUUCAUUUCAGGAGGAGAUGGUUGAUACUACUGUUUGUUUGCUCUUGUUGUGUAACCGUUUGUCUUUGAGUCAGGCAUAUAUAUACAUAUAAAUAUAUAUAUAUAUAUAUUAAACAUGUCUUUUUGAAAUUGAUUUUUUUGUGUGUUUGAUUCAUAUUUUUGUGCGAUUACAAUUCAAGCCUCUUCAAAAACAUAAAUCGCUAAUUCUUCUUAGGUGGUGAAAGGGCCUUAGUACUUAGCACUCAAAACUGGACACUAGCAGAGAAAUGUUUUUCACUUUUUUGUGAAACUGCAGGCAACACUC
Synchiropus splendidus (mandarinfish) is the source of this 2925-nucleotide messenger RNA. Its product is annotated as interleukin enhancer-binding factor 3-like. The transcript is spliced from 20 exons. Gene Ontology annotation, cellular component: precatalytic spliceosome. Gene Ontology annotation, molecular function: single-stranded RNA binding; double-stranded RNA binding. The record is from RefSeq and is a predicted model, not a curated record. The coding region runs from base 65 to 2596 and encodes 843 amino acids. NCBI's taxonomy places the organism in Eukaryota, Metazoa, Chordata, Actinopteri, Syngnathiformes, Callionymidae.